ACCUCUCCCCCUACCUCUGACACUAUUUCCCCCUCUGCCUCGACCACCACCUCUGCCUGCAGAGAUUUGCAAUGCCUGCUCUUCAUCUUUUUCUUGGGUGAAUUGCAUUCUUUGUUCAUGAACUAGUAGACUACUUUGUAAUUCAUCAAUGGUGAGUGUAGUGACAUCGUUGGACUCUUCAAUUGAGCAAACAACAUAAUUGAAUUUUGAUGUCAUGGAUCUCGAUUCAAGAUUGUUUCCAAGAUUGUGCGAUCAAUUGCUUGGAAUAGGUAGUUCUUGGCCUUCAAAUCAUUGAGCUUGCUUUCAUCAACAGUUUUUCUCUGUUCUGCAGUGGCGUUCGCAGGAGCUACAACAACACCAUCUUCAAUGACACUCCAAUAUUCCUUGGAAUGAAGCAAAUUCUCCAUAAGCAUGGACCAAUGAUCGUAAUGUCCAUCGAAUUUGGGUAUGGCAGGUUGCAUAAAGGACGAUUCCGCCAUUGAUUUGCAGAAGAACAAGCAGGAAUUGCAGAAGAACAAGCAAGAAUUGCAAGAAACGGGAAGAAGAUAAACAGAAAAUAACGGUUUUACACACGUGCGUAACAAACUGCGUUUGUUAUGCUUCAGGACCCUCUAAGGGCUCACUGAUACCAAUUGUUUAGUAAGGGUGUGAUUCUCAUUCAUUUACUGAUAGGCUACUGCCUUAUAUAGUUACAAGGACCAAUUUGUUAUGCAGGCAACUACACAUGCAUACAUGGCUAAGUCACUGUGUACACAAUGUCAUAAGAAUGUGUCCAACAUCUAUCCUUAAACUCUACUAGUCCUAACAACAACAACCGAAUGAAAAAAUAAUGUGAAGUGUUGAGAGUUAAAAAAGUGGUGUUGAGAGUUUAAAUCAUUGUGAAUGAUGUUGGAGGAGUAUCUAACUAAAAAAAGAAAGUAUCAGUAAAAAAAAACUAAAAGAAGAAAUUAUGUAACUAAAAUUAUGUAACUAUAAAGAUGGUUCUAGAAUCGUAAAAUCGUAAGUAAGAGCUGAGCCGCUGAAAGCUGAACUAAGCAAAGAGUAAAGUGGGACCAAUCUACCAGAUUCUUAAAAAAAAAAAAAAAUUAUCAAUUUAUUAUUUAAAACCUAAAUUCUUUUAACAGUUUGAUGUUAUAUUGUUGAGAUUCUCCAAUCGGAACGUAACCACACAAGUAAUCCAAACCCUUUUCUCUCCCUCUCUUGUCUCCAACGUCAGAUUAUUUUUUGUGAAGUGAAAUUUGAUUUGAGAAGAUGAGUGUGGUGGGUUUUGAUUUUGGUAACGAGAGUUGCAUUGUUGCGGUUGCUAGACAGAGAGGUAUUGAUGUUGUGUUAAACGAUGAAUCCAAACGUGAAACUCCUGCUAUUGUUUGUUUCGGUGAAAAGCAGCGUUUUAUUGGUACUGCUGGUGCUGCUUCAACUAUGAUGAAUCCUAAGAAUUCAGUUUCACAGAUUAAGAGACUUAUUGGGAAGAAAUUUUCUGAUCCUGAUUUGCAGAGUGAUCUUAAGUCUUUACCUUUUAGUGUCAGUGAAGGACCUGAUGGGUAUCCUUUGAUUCAUGCUAGGUAUUUAGGGGAAGUUAAGACGUUUACACCUACACAAGUGUUUGCGAUGAUGUUGUCGAAUAUGAAAGAGAUAGCUACGAAAAAUCUUAAUGCUGCGGUUCAUGAUUGUUGCAUUGCGAUUCCGGUUUAUUUUACUGAUCUUCAGAGAAGGGCUGUUUUGGAUGCUGCAACUAUUGCUGGUUUGCACCCACUUCGGUUGCUUCAUGAAACUACUGCAACUGCUUUGGCGUAUGGGAUUUAUAAGACAGAUCUGUCUGAAACUGAUCCUCUGAAUGUGGCCUUUGUGGAUAUUGGACAUGCUAGUAUGCAGGUGUGCAUUGCUGGAUUCAAAAAGGGGCAGCUGAAAGUGUUGGCUCAUUCUUUCGAUAGAUCUCUUGGUGGUAGGGAUUUUGAUGAGGUUUUGUUCCAUCAUUUUGCUGGGAAGUUUAAGGAGGAGUACAAAAUUGAUGUGCUUCAGAAUGCUAGGGCAUGUUUGAGGCUUAGAGCUGCUUGUGAGAAGAUGAAGAAGAUGCUCAGUGCAAAUCCUGUGGUGCCCCUGAAUAUUGAGUGCUUGAUGGAUGAGAAGGAUGUGAAGGGUAUCAUGAAGCGUGAUGAGUUUGAGGAACUGAGUCUCCCGAUUUUGGAGCGUGUCAAGGGACCUUUGGAGAGGGCACUUGCCGAAGCAGGACUCUCUGUUGAUGAUAUUCAUAUGGUUGAGGUCGUUGGUUCGGGCUCUCGUGUACCGGCUAUAAACAAAAUUUUGACCGAGUUUUUCAAGAAGGAGCCUAGGCGGACAAUGAACGCUAGUGAAUGUGUUGCUAAAGGAGCUGCAUUACAAUGUGCUAUUCUUAGCCCAACGUUUAAAGUGCGAGAAUUUCAGGUCAACGAAAGCUUUCCUUUCGCAAUUUCUCUUGCAUGGAAAGGUUCUGCUCCAGAUGCACAGGAUAGUGGACCUGAUAAUCAGCAGAGUUCCCUUGUUUUUCCCAAGGGUAAUCCCAUACCCAGUAUCAAGGCACUGACAUUCUACAGGUCAGGAACAUUUUCCAUUGAUGCACAAUAUAGUGAUGUGCCUGGGCAACAAACACCAGCAAGGAUCAGCACAUAUACCAUCGGUCCUUUUGAAGCUAAACAAAGCGAAAAGGCAAAAGUUAAAGUGAAAGUUCGUUUGAAUGUGCAUGGAAUUGCAUCUGUUGACCUGGCAACUCUCCUGGAAGAGGAAGAAGUUGAGGCUUCAGUUUCCAAAGAAUCAGCAAGCGAACCUAGUAAGAUGGAGGCUGAUGAAGCUCCUGCUGAUGCUGCUGCUGCACCUCCCAAUGGCAAUGAUACUGAUGUUAAUAUGCAAGAUGCAAAGGCUAAUGCUGAUACCCCCGGGGUUGAAAAUGGCGUCCCUGAUAAUGGAGAUAAGCCUGCACAAAUGGACGUGGAUGAUUCAAAGGUUGCGAAGAAAAAGGUUAAGAAAACAAAUGUUCCGGUGGCUGAGUUAGUUUAUGGAGCAAUGUCACCUGCGGAUGUCCAGAAAGCUUUGGAGAAGGAGUAUGAAAUGGCUUUGCAAGAUCGUGUAAUGGAAGAAACAAAGGACAAGAAAAAUGCAGUAGAGGCUUAUGUUUAUGACAUGAGAAACAAGCUUAAUGACAAAUACCAUGAGUUUGUCAUUGCUUCAGAGAGGGAAGGUCUUACAACUAAACUUCAGGAGGUGGAAGAUUGGCUAUAUGAGGACGGUGAAGAUGAAACUAAAGGAGUAUAUAUUGCAAAACUUGAAGAGCUCAAAAAGCAAGGUGACCCAAUCGAAGAGCGUUACAAAGAAUACGAGGAGAGGGGUUCAAUAGUUGAUCAGUUCAACUCUGUUAUAGCUAGUUACAGAGAAGCUGCAAUGUCGACUGAUCCCAGAUUUGAUCACAUUGACAUUAACGAGAAACAGAAGGUCUUAAAUGAAUGCGUUGAAGCGGAGAACUGGCUUAGGGAGAAGAAGCAGCAGCAAGACUCACUUCCAAAAUAUGCCAACCCUGUACUCUUGGUAGCUGAGAUAAGAAAGAAAACUGAGGCUGUCGAUAGGUUAUGCAAGCCAAUUAUGACAAAACCAAGGCCAGCCAAGCCAGCUGCUCCACAAGCACCGCCAAGCCCAGCUUCUUCGGGUUCGGAGCAGCAGCAACCUCCGGCAGAUGAGAAUGCCACCAAUGAGAAUACCGGGGAAGAUGGUAGUAAUCAGGCUUCAUCAGCAUCCACCGAACCAAUGGAGACUGAUAAGCCAGAGAAUGCCGGUUCUGCAUAAUUUUUGUUCUUGAUUUGGUCUCAUGUUCUUUCCAAGACUAGUAGUGUCUACUACAUUUUGUAUGAGCAUAUAUGAUUGUGAAUUGCCAGAAUUGGGGCUGGAAAAAGAGGCUUGGGUGGGUAGACAGUGAGUGGCCGCCGGUAUGUUUGAUGUGGAGCCCUCUCUGUUGGUCAGUUUUUACGUAAGUUUCAAUUAAUAUAUUUUGCCUUUGGAAUCCGGAUUUUUUACGGAAGGGUUUUGAAGAGAAAACAAUUGGUGUGGUCUGCCUUCCUAAAUUUGUGGUGGGAAGAGGCCAAAUUUACGCGCUUUAGGUUUAAAGAAUACAUUUGUGUACGAUUUCUUGAAGUUGAAUUAUAAUGGAUGUUUCCCAUUUUUGUGUUUCAA
Molecule: messenger RNA, 4194 nt
Organism: Trifolium pratense (red clover)
Lineage: Eukaryota; Viridiplantae; Streptophyta; Magnoliopsida; Fabales; Fabaceae
Product: heat shock 70 kDa protein 14-like
Exons: 10
Coding region: 1252-3810 (852 amino acids)
Biological process (GO): protein folding
Cellular component (GO): cytosol; nucleus
Molecular function (GO): ATP-dependent protein folding chaperone; ATP binding
Source: RefSeq, a predicted model, not a curated record